Molecule: messenger RNA, 489 nt
Organism: Klebsormidium nitens
Lineage: Eukaryota; Viridiplantae; Streptophyta; Klebsormidiophyceae; Klebsormidiales; Klebsormidiaceae
Source: the annotation of a GenBank genome assembly
AUGGUUCUCCUGGCCAUCGGAAGCAGCCUGAUCUUGGCCACCUCGGUCGUGACGUUCCAGUGGGCGGACGGCCGGCCUCACCGCAUUCAGGCUGUCAGCCAGCAGGGCCCCCCGGUCUUCUCGGGGCGGGGCAUCGAUACCGUGGAGACUGCGCCGUUCCAGAUCCUGCUUCAGUUCAACGGAACCGGAAAGUACUUCUUUAAUGAUCCCAACGACCCUGAGCUGACCGUGGGGAUCAUCACCGUGCAAUCAGCCGGGAGCCGUCUCCCCAUCAUCAAUUGGCAGGCCAACACUAAUUACACCGCCGCAGUCUGGAACUCGACCAAGGGCACCGGGGAUGGGGCGGACCCUGCCCCGACCCCUGGCCCUUCAGCGACAGCCACCCCGAAGCCUUACCCGGUGGAAACCGCCGGGCGCCUUCCCGGCAAGACCACUGCUUCGGCGCCCGAAGGCCCGGCCGGCCGCUACAAGAAAGUUCCGAGCAUGUGA